CAGAUACAGAUACAGAUACACACAACAGAUUGCAACAGAAUGCGUACGGCAAAGCAAUCGCAGCAAGCAGCCAAGAAGCAGCCGCAGCCGCAGCCGCAGAAACCACAGCCCAGCUAUGUGGGAAAAGCUGUGGCAGUCGCGGCCAGCAGGAACAAGGGGCUGCUGCAGCAGCAGCAGCAGCAGCAGGCAGCAGUUGUGGCAGUUGGUUCCGAUGAAGGCGCUGGAGAUGGACCGUCAAAGGAUCGCUUGGUGUCGCUGCGCUUUCACGACAUCUCGCUGCUGCACACGGACGUGAGGCUGCUGCAGGAGCGUCGAGGCGGCAUGAACGAGCGACUGGUGGCCUUCUACUUUGCCUACCUGCAGAACAGGCGCUACAAGGCGCAGUCGCAGGUGUACUUCAUGCAGCCGUCGCUGGCGAGGAGCCUGCGCCAGACGAGCCAGCGCCUCCUGAAGCGCCAGAUGCGCGAGCGUGGCCUGCACGAGCGCAAGUUCAUCCUGCUGCCAAUGUGCAGUGAGCCGGGCGCCUUUCACGUGGCCCACGAGCACUGGUCGCUGCUGUUCAUCGCCCGGCCGGAGCGCAAGCUGUACUACUACGAUUCGCUGGACAACAGCCACAGGCAGCUGGCUGGCGCACUGCACCAGUGUCUGAGCGCGCCGCUGGCCCUCACCGAGUUCAGCCUGGUGGUGGGCCGCUGCCUGCAGCAGGCACACAACGAGGAGCACCAGUCGGGCAUCCAUGUGAUGUGCAUGGCCGACCAUGUGGCGGACUAUGUGCUGCGCUGUGGCUAUGCCUCGAGCAGCCUGCUCAUCGCCCGCGACGAGGUGCAGGGCAUGCGCACAGCCGUCCUUCAGCUGAUUCAGUGCAUGGGCGGCAUUCUGCCCUCCUCCAGGAAGCAGAGCAGCUCGGAAGGUUAACGGCAAGCGUUGAUCCUCCUCGCUCUUUAUUUCUUUAUUCUUUUUUGUGUGUGUGUGUCGUUCAGCGAGUAAAUUAUUAAAUAAAACAA
Drosophila obscura is the source of this 1004-nucleotide messenger RNA. RefSeq lists its product as uncharacterized. Gene Ontology annotation, biological process: proteolysis. The coding region runs from base 40 to 915 and encodes 291 amino acids. The record is from RefSeq and is a predicted model, not a curated record. NCBI's taxonomy places the organism in Eukaryota, Metazoa, Arthropoda, Insecta, Diptera, Drosophilidae. Gene Ontology annotation, molecular function: cysteine-type peptidase activity; deNEDDylase activity. The transcript has a single exon.